Thlaspi arvense is the source of this 1972-nucleotide messenger RNA. NCBI's taxonomy places the organism in Eukaryota, Viridiplantae, Streptophyta, Magnoliopsida, Brassicales, Brassicaceae. The record is from the annotation of a GenBank genome assembly.
GUAUAUUUCGUUUCUCCAUAAAAACAAAUCCAGAUGAAGAAAUUACAGAGAAGAAGCAAAAGAAAGUGGCGUCUUCUUCUCUCCCAUAUAUUCAGCCGCCACUUCUUCUCCUCAAUCUCAGUCUUAUAUAUAUAUAUAUAUACACACACACACAUAUAUAUACAUAUAGCCCAUAGAUUCAAUUCAAAGCUUAUUAAGACUCAUUUUGCUCAAUUCAACGACAAUUGCCUUUACACACGACGAGCUACUCGAAUCAGAGAAAUUGGAUAGCGACUAAUCGAUUUUAGAUUCUCUGUUUCUUCUCUGUUUUGCUUUCUCUGAAUCUCUGAUCGAAUCGGAUCGGAAGUUUUGUGCGAUUUGAAUGGUGACGAAGGGAAUGGUUAUUGGGAAAUACGAGCUUGGGAGGACACUUGGAGAAGGCAAUUCUGCAAAAGUCAAAUUCGCCAGAGAUAUUUAUUCCGGCCAAUCCUUCGCCGUCAAAAUCAUCGACAAGUCUCGUAUCACUCGUCUCACCGUCUCUUUUCAGAUAAAGAGAGAGAUUCGUACACUGAAAGUGUUGAAGCAUCCAAAUAUUGUCAGAUUACAUGAGGUCUUGGCUAGCAAAACCAAGAUUUACAUGGUCCUUGAAUGUGUCACUGGAGGAGACUUAUUUGACAGAAUUGUGAGAUUCAUAUUUGCUCCGCGAACAGUGUUUUGUUCGUUAGCCCAAAAGGUUUGUAAUUUCAAGUCUAAAAAGUAUGCUCUCAUAUGAUCUCAGGUCUCCGAAGGAAAGCUUUCGGAAACAGAAGGAAGAAAAAUGUUUCAGCAGUUGAUUGAUGGAAUCAGCUACUGUCACAACAAGGGCGUUUUCCACAGAGAUCUCAAGGAAGAUGGGUUGCUACAUACAACAUGUGGAAGUCCUAACUAUGUAGCGCCUGAGGUUCUAGCUAACAAGGGCUAUGAUGGUGCAUCAUCAGAUAUUUGGUCGUGUGGAGUGAUCUUGUAUGUUAUUCUUACCGGAUGUCUCCCUUUUGAUGACACAAACCUCGCUGUUCUUUGUCGGAAGAUAUUCAAAGGUGACCCUCCAAUACCUAGAUGGAUAUCACCAGGUGCUAAAACGAUGAUCAAGAGAAUGCUCGAUCCAAACCCAAUCACGAGGAUAACGAUCGCAGCUAUUAAGGCCAAUGACUGGUUCAAACAUGACUACAGUACUCCUUCGAAUUGCGAUUGUGACGAUGAUGCCUCCUCAAUUCAAGAAGAUGUAUCAGAGGAAGAGAAGAAUAUCCCUGAUUCUCCAACCGUGAUCAACGCCUUUCAGUUGAUCGGAAUGUCAUCGUUUCUCAACCUCUCCGGUUUGUUUGAGACAGAAAAAGUAUCAGAGAGGCAGAUUAGAUUCACGUCAAAUAGGUUAGCCAAAGAUUUGUUGGAGAAAAUCAAAACAAUCCUCAUGGAGAUGGGUUUCUGCGUUCAGAAGAAACACACAAUGGUAAAAGCAACCAAAGAAGAAAGCACUGGAGAAGGGCAAGACGGUUUAUCAUUAACGGCUGAGGUUUUUGAGAUAACCCCGUCGUUGAAUGUGGUUGAAUUAAGAAAAAUACAUGGCGAUUCAUCUCUAUUUAAACAGUUGUACGAGAGAUUAUUGAACGCAUUGGGCACAACAUCGCAAGUACAAAAGCUUCUUACGUAGACAGCAGCAGAAACAAAUGUCGACUAUAUUCGAAUCCGGGAUUCUAAGAGGGUUUAUGUAAUUAAAAUUUUCGUAUAAAUUUGGUACAUUAGUCAAAUCCCAAAAGUUCUAUUCUUUUGUAUAAACAUUACAUUUGUCUCUUAAUCUGUACAUAAUAAGUAUAUAAUUAAGCAUAAUGGUUUUGUUCAAUUACUCUUAAAUCCUAAUUAAUUUGGUGUUAACUCCUUCAAAAUGUGUUUGCAAAUUAGACUUUGAAGAGGACAAGGCAUGUUGAUUUUUAGUUUUUUUUUAUGAAGAUUAAUUAAA